Messenger RNA from Suhomyces tanzawaensis NRRL Y-17324, 627 nucleotides. RefSeq lists its product as uncharacterized. The transcript has a single exon. Gene Ontology annotation, biological process: vesicle-mediated transport. Bases 1 to 627 code for a protein of 208 amino acids. NCBI's taxonomy places the organism in Eukaryota, Fungi, Ascomycota, Pichiomycetes, Serinales, Debaryomycetaceae. The record is from RefSeq and is a predicted model, not a curated record. Gene Ontology annotation, cellular component: membrane.
AUGAGUUUCUUCAAGAACUUUAAAAACAACUAUACUCCCGUCAGCCAGGACGACGGAGCGCCACUUCCCCCUCCGGCCACCCAGCCUAACAACCCCAACUCGUUGAAGACCAAACUCCAGAAGUUGAACCCGUUCCGCAACAACUCAGUCUACUUAGAGGACGAUGAGAACUACGUGACGUCAGAGCCAGGCUAUUUCGAACUUUCCAGGUGGGACCGUAUGUUGAUCUUCGCUCUCACCUUUGGAGGCUCGGUGUGCUGCUACAUGAUCUGUAUCUUCUUAUUUCCGGUGUUAGCACUCAAACCCAGGAAGUUUGCCUUCUUGUGGUCGUUAGGGUCCAUCUUCUUUUUGGUCAGUUUUGGAGUCUUGCAGGGCUUCCAGCCCUACAUGAUUCACUUGUUCCUGUCUACCAGGUUGGUCUUCACAGUAGUUUUCCUCACCAGUAUCAUCUUGACAUUGAUUGCCAGCUUGUCGUGGCACAGCACCUUGUUAUCCAUCGUGUUUGCGGCCGUGCAAUUGUUGAGUGCGAUCUGGUACACCGUCAGUUACUUUCCAAUGGGCCAACAGACAUUAAGUUUAGCAGGAAAUGUAGCUAGAAGCCAGGUCGAUGGGUGGAUAAAUAGUUGA